GAAAAAAGAAGAAGAAGAAGAAGAAGAAGAAACAAGAAGAAGAAGAAAAAGAAGAAACAAGAAGAAGAAGAAAAAGAAACGCAAAAGCAUAACAAAAUCAUUCAUUUUGGAGGAAUGUCCUUGUUUCUUGUAAACAGGUAUCUUGGAGACGAUGAAGAUGGGACGACUGCAAAGGAGUCCAGAUCCCUGGCGCUACUGGCGAAACUGCAUCAAAAGGCAAAAGAGAAGCAGAAGCAAGGUUUAACAGAGGAGAGAGUCAAGAGUUCGGAAAAACACACUGCUGAUCUUCAUGUUAAAAAGAAAAGAAAGGCCGACGAUGACAGCAACCGGGAAAGUCAAAUGUGUAAAAAGAGGAAAUCAAAGGCUGCAAUCCCGAACGUAUCGGACCGCAUGCAACAAGAGCCUCGCGAGGGUGAAGAGAAGAGAAGGAAGAGAGGUGCGAGUCAUGAGAAGCAAAAGAAUGAGCAGUCAGGCUGCGCCUCUCAAAGACUUUCAGAGACUAAUGUCACCGGCAGCGAUGGGGAGGUUGGAAGGAGAGACGAUAACAUCCCAAAAGAAACCUCGAGGAAGUCUUCCGAUCCGUCUGGUUUCAUGGUUCUGGGCGGAUUCGAGAACAAAACAGUACAAAAGGUUCGCAGAGUUCUCCCUCGGUGGCUGGCUCAGCCUGAUGUUAUCCCCAGGGACAUGAAAAGCCAACUGGUGCCUUGCUCUGACAUCGGAGGACUUAGUGCGCCGCUGUUGAACAAACUACAUCAUCAUGGAAUUAAGAACUUCUUUCCAGUGCAAGCAGAAGUCAUCCCGACCAUUUUGGAGGGUGCACAGCAUGGACUACUGAUUGGACAAGCUGGUUACAAACCCAGAGAUGUUUGUGUUUCUGCUCCAACGGGCAGUGGCAAGACUCUGACUUUCGUCAUCCCAGUAAUCCAAGUGCUGAUGAAAAGGGUUGUGUGCGAAGUCCGUGCCUUGGCUGUGCUACCGACCAAAGAGCUCGCACAGCAGGUUUGCAAGGUUUUCACAUCAUACGCUGAGGGGACCACCCUGAGAGUGGCCAUGCUGGCAGGCCAGAAGUCAUUUGCAGCAGAGCUGGCUUCACUUUCUGAGCAGAGAGGUGGGAUGAGACGCAGUUUGGCUGAUAUUGUUGUGGCCACUCCAGGUCGACUUGUUGAUCACAUCAACAAGAACUCAGGCUUAUCUCUGGAUCAUCUUAGGUUUCUUAUUAUUGAUGAGGCAGACAAGAUGAUUGACAGCAUGAAUCAGUCUUGGCUCAGUCAGGUAGUCAAGGCAGUGUGCCGAACGGCGGACCAGAGACCGGAGAACGUGUCCAUCUUCAGGCGAAGAGCACCCUUGUAUGUCACAGCAGCGAGUCUGUCUCCUCCUCAAAUGCCACUUCAGAAGCUGCUUUUCUCUGCCACACUCACCCAAAAUCCAGAGAAAUUGGAGCAGCUGGGCCUUCACCAGCCAAGACUUUUCAGUUCUGCCAACCCUGCAGGUUGCUUGAACUGUCCUCAGUCAGUUGUUGACUCCCAUACAUCUGAACUGUUUGACUUCCCCCAAAGUCUGACGGAGUUUUAUGUGCCUUGUACACUCAGCAAAAAGCCUCUCAUCAUCCUCCACUUCAUCCUGCGCAUGAAGCUCAGCCCCAUUCUUUGUUUUGUCAACUCCAGAGUGAGCGCUUACAGACUUCACCUGCUGAUACAGCUCUUUGGCGGCAUUCAAGUCGCAGAGUUCUCCUCCCGGCUGUCUCCCGGAGAAAGAAAGAAGAAGCUGAAGGAAUUUGAACAGGGGAAGAUCCAACUGAUGAUCAGCACCGAUGCCGCUGCCAGAGGCAUUGACAUCUCUGGGGUCAAAUGUGUUGUGAACUAUGAUGCUCCGCAGUACAUCAGGACGUACAUUCACAGAAUUGGAAGAACUGCAAGAGCUGGAAAAGCUGGUCUGGCCUUCACCUUCCUGCUUGGAGUACAGGAAAAUAACUUCCUUCAGAUGGUGAUGGAAGCAGGGAGUCCAGGGAUCCAAAAGCAGAUCGUUAAACCUGCAAACCUGAAGAGUUUGGAAGGCCGAUAUGAACAAACACUGCAGGAGCUUGCUGCUGUCAUUAAGGUGGUAUUACUCACUUCUAGUGGCUUCAUAUUAAAUGAGCUGACGUGCGCUGUUGUGGUCGAAGCGAGCUGUGAAUGAACACUCGAUGAACAAAGUCCAAGCAAAAAAGAUGAAACCGAGAUAAAGUUGUACCGCAUUAAUGUCCAGUGCAAAAACAGUCCCUUUGUUGAGCAAAAAGUAGGGCUGUGUGAUAAAUCAAUAUCAAUGAAUGAAAAUACAGUACGUUCGAUAAAAUGCUCAAUAAAAACAAAUCUGUAAGAAAACAAAAGCUGCCCGAAAGGCAUUCUGCAGGAAGCUACAAAGGCUUUAGGGCUCAGCUAAUUUUUCUCUCUGCUGGGACGCUGUUGUUGUAGCCGUUAUCCUAUUUGAGAGAGGGCAAGGAGCGAGGAAGAGAAUUGAGAUCCACCCUUAGUCUCGACUCUCUUGACCCAUCACGGCCAAGCGAAGCAAAGUUGGUUUUGUCAUCGAACUCGCUCUUUUGAAUCGAAACCUCGAACUUCGAAGAAGUAACUUGAAUAACAAACGCAGUAGCGAUUUCAUGUUUCACCAUCGUAUCUCAAAGCAGAAAGAACGCCUUGCACUGAAAUGGGGGGGGGGGGGGGGGAAAUAAAUAACAACGAUAACCCGACACGACCGGAUAGCCGUUCGUUAAAGGCGAGCGAUACGACUGUGUUGGGAGCAGACGAGACUAUCGAUACAAAAUCCGCCAGGAAUCCCUAGAAGGCUGUGGACCGGAUAUUGCGAGGUUAGGAAUCGGUUGCUUGAGGCUUUAUGGUUUGCGUCUCGUAAAACGAGCGCGAGGGGUCUCGUGCUGUGCUCCACGGGUAAUGUUGAGUUUACAACCAAACACAGCAGUGGUGGAUACGAGCGGCACUACGAGUUGAACUAAAUUUCUCCAUCGUGUCACUAUUUCAACAUCAAAUAGCUGUUCAUGAGUUAAGCUACUUUCGUGGUCACGGCGAUAGCAAAGUAGCGCUCCGUCCGUCACCAAAAAAGAAACGACCGAGAGGACACACGGCCAGGUGUAUCCCGAAGCUGACACCGCAAAUCGCCAGUUGAACGAAGCGACUCACAGCUACGAGAAAGUUCAAAAGGUCAUCAGCAAGCGGCGAAAUCAAUCAAUCAAGAAAAAGCAGUGCCUGUGCGCAGUGGCUGUCCUCGCUUAAAUGGCACGGUUUGCGAGACCCCCAAUGGCUCUUGAAAUACUGGUUGUGCAAAGUUUGUGAAGAGAAAAUCUUAAAAAUGUCUUGUUGUCUAUUUUAAUUAUUUAUUCAUAUUAAUAGCAAUUAUUAAAUGUUUCUUACAGUGCCAUAUAGCAACAAUGCUCAGGGUUAAGUGGUCUUUGACAUGUUUGAAAAUAGGAUGAGACAAAUGUCCUUUUAUAGAAUUGGGUUAAGUCAAGGUUCUUCCGAUUAGCACGUCUGCAAAUGUUAACCAUCACUUUACUUUCUGCACUGAAUGGAGAAUCGUAUCGUAUCGAAUCGUUCUACCGUAAAGAUAUCGUUUUUGAGUCAAAUCACGACCUGUCUCGAUGCGAAUCGGCAUCAUGCCAAAGAUUGCUAACCCGACAACUGUGCAAGUUCUCCCACUUAAAAAGAUGAGAGAGGCCUGUCAUUUUCAUCGGAGGUACACAAUGAGACCAAAAAAAUCAGCGAUGCAGACUUUGUAUCGGUCCGUCGUGGUGGAGAAGGAGCGAAGCUCUCAAUUUACCCGUCGAUCUCCGUUCCCACGCUCACCGAAGGUCACGAGCUGUGGGUCGUGACCCAAAGAACAGGAUCCCUCGUACGAGCGGCCGAAAUGAGUUUCCUCCGCUGGGUGUCCGAGCGGAGGACACAUUCUUUAAAAAUCAGACAAUGUGAUUUUCUGGCUAGUUUUUUAAUUUUGAAACCUCAUUUUGUCCCUCCUCGGUGAGGUGCACCUGCGAUGAAAUUGACAGGCCUCUCUCAUCUUUUUAAGUGGGAGAACUUGCACAGUUGGUGGCUGACCAAAUAUUUUUGUGCCCCACUGUACCCGAUUAAAAAAUAUAUUUGAAAACAAAUCUCUGCGGUAUCGCAAGAGCAGUCCAGUUCUGGGGGAUACGAGACCACCCAAGGACUUCAUCAAAAGAAGGUCCAUGCAGUUCUGGUGUUGAUUUUCGUAUUCAACUGGCAAUUUACGUGAUUUGAAAAAAAAAAAUGUGCGCACAUGCCUGGUUCGAAGUGGACUUCCACAGAUGGAGAGGGUGAAUUCAUUCCCCAGAGCCAAAUAUGGAAGAUUAUCCAACAGGAAAAAGCACCCCGAUAGCCGCCCAUUCUAGGAACCUACCGGCAAAUCUGACAUUUGGAAACCGAGCGCUCUCGCACGACGGUAGUUAAGGCGGUACAAACGCUUCAAGGUACAAUGGUACCUGACAAUGAAGUGUUUUAAAAGUGAGGCGGGGGGAUUUGAAAAUAAAUUCGGAAUUUUACAGGGAGCUCCAUGCAGUUAACUAAUACGAGAGAGACAUAAUAAGGUCUUAAUCAGUACUCACGCUGCAGCUUUUUGGACCCUGCUGGAGCAACCUGUUAAUAGUUGAAACAAAUCCAGCCUGUAGGCCAGAGAAAAUGAGGAGAGUAGCUUUUUCUUGAUGGGGAUCACACUUGGGCCACUGCUCGAUCACCAAUAAGCGACCUUUUUCUAUUUUUGCAGGAGGAAAGAGUGCACAUGAAAUGAGGCCGGCAGCUUUUAUGAGCUGACGGAAGAUCAGUUGGAAUGGUAUCGAUGGAGAAUGUUUUUUGUUUUUUUCACUGAUACAACUUUUUUCAGUUUGUAUGUAUAACGCAUGACUGGUUAAUAAAUACUUACAGCCUGCUGUUA
Molecule: messenger RNA, 4932 nt
Organism: Phycodurus eques (leafy seadragon)
Lineage: Eukaryota; Metazoa; Chordata; Actinopteri; Syngnathiformes; Syngnathidae
Gene: ddx51
Product: DEAD (Asp-Glu-Ala-Asp) box polypeptide 51
Exons: 15
Coding region: 115-2175 (686 amino acids)
Cellular component (GO): nucleus
Molecular function (GO): nucleic acid binding; ATP binding
Source: RefSeq, a predicted model, not a curated record